AUGAAUUGUGCAGAAAUAUACCGACAAAAAAAUUAUUCGUUGUCAAUCUUAAAUCAAGCUUUUAAUGAUGAUUCAGGAUCAUGGUGGUGGUGGACGAAUAUUAUUGGUACACUUACAUUUGGUUUAAUUGGAUUAAGUGGUAAUUUAAUAUGUUUUUUGGUAAUAUGUCGUUUUUCAUUAUUUCAACAUUCAUUUGUCGAAUAUCUUCGUGCAUUAGCAUUUUUUGAUUUUUUUGCAUUAUUUUAUGAAUGUCUUCAAUCAUUAAAUGAUUUAUUUAUUUAUUUAUUUUCAAAAAAUUUUUUAAAUUUUCGUUUCUCAUUUAUUUGUAAAUUUUAUGAUUAUACAAAACAUUCAAUAAUUUUACUUUCAUGUUGGACAAUUGUUGGUUUAACAAUUGAUCGUCUUAUACUUGUUUGUAAUCCAUGGUCAAAAAAAUGGCCAAAUUUAUCACGUCGUUUAUGUAAUCGAUAUUGUGCUAAAUGUAUUAUAUUAAUAUUUGUAUUUUUUUCACUUUUAAUUAAUCUUCCACAAUUAAUUUAUAAAGAAUGGAUUUGUCGACCAACAGGUUUUCAAUAUAGUGCAAUGUUUCAUAAUUUAAAUCAAACAAAAAAUAUUCAAUAUAAACAAAUAUGUUCAUGUCGUGUUUCACCAUUACUUAAUUCAAAUAAAAUGAAAUUUUUCAUUUUUUGGAAUAAUUAUAUUUUUCAUCUUCUAUUUUAUACUUUAAUACCUGCUAUAAUCUUAAUAGGAAGUAAUGCAGCAAUUUUAAAACGUCUUCAUGCUCCUCGUCAAAUAAUAAGUCAACAAAAUGAACAUAUUCGUUCAAAAUUAACAAUUACAUUAACAUUAGUAUCAUUAAUAUUUCUUAUAUUAUAUUUUCCAUAUGCAAUUGUUCAAACAUUAUCUUAUUUUAUAAUACGUUAUUAUCAAUCUCAUUGUAAUAUUAGUUUAAUAUUAUCAUUACAUAAAUUAAAACGUUUAAGUGAAUUAUUAAAUAUAGCUGCAUUAUGUAUAAAUUUUUUUAUUUAUAUCUUAGGUGUUAAUCAUUAUCGUUCAUCAACUAUUAAAAUGUUAGGUUUACAUCAUUUUGAAAUAUUUCAAAAAUAUUUAAUUAUUGACCAACAAAAAAAUCUUGAUACAACAAAUAAAUUUAUUGAAAAACAAAAUUCAAAAAUUUUUACACAAACAGAUUCUUCAAAUACUAAAUUAUUAAACGUAACAUCAUCAUCACAUGGUGUAUAUUCGACAUCAUCUAUUUAUAAUAAUCGUUUAUCAAAAGAAUUUUAA
Molecule: messenger RNA, 1287 nt
Organism: Rotaria sordida
Lineage: Eukaryota; Metazoa; Rotifera; Eurotatoria; Philodinida; Philodinidae
Source: the annotation of a GenBank genome assembly